Messenger RNA from Micropterus salmoides (largemouth bass), 967 nucleotides. Its product is annotated as transmembrane and death domain protein 1-like. The record is from RefSeq and is a predicted model, not a curated record. The transcript has 5 exons. Lineage: Eukaryota; Metazoa; Chordata; Actinopteri; Centrarchiformes; Centrarchidae. The coding region runs from base 30 to 863 and encodes 277 amino acids.
UGUAUCCAGUCUGUACUACUUUAGCUGACAUGAAAGUCUGGAAAUUCUGUCCCUUCUUCAUCUUUAUACUUUUGAGUUCAACACUCGGAGAGGACACAGUGGCAGAAGACAUCAGUGUCAAUCAGCUGGAGCGUUUAGUGGAGAUGCUGACGCCUAAAGAGUGCGAGGACCUUCUGUUCGCCCUCUCUAACCCAGAGGAGAACAUAUUCCAUCACCUUGAGCGCCUCUCACCAGAAAAAAAUCAACUAGACCUCAAGCCAAGAGCCAAGAGAGACACCUCUUCUGCUACAGAUAGUGAGGCUCAGUGCCGGACGGCCCUGACAGAGUGGCUGCUGAAGUACGGUGUGCAGACCUACUACGACAGGCUUUCUCGUGCCUUGCAGCACAUCGGCAGAACAGAUAUCGCCAUUGAGGCGGGGAAGAACAUAAACCAGGACAAAGUCUUGAGUCUGAAACACAAUGUUGAAGACUAUCACCAAUAUGUCGCCUCUCGAAACUUCCCACAUAUACAAUCAGAUACAAAGGACCACCAGCAUGCAGCCCAGAGGGUCAGAAAAAGAAAAGUAAGGGAUCUGACAUGGCGUGACCUGGAUCUGAUUGUGGAGCGGGGUCCUGUCCCUCUGUACCAGAAGGGGCCUUUGGAUGUGGCUCUGCCAAUCUUGUAUGGCAUCCUGCUGGGCUUCGGGGGAACCUUGUUCGCUGGCAUCUCUAUACUUCUUUUCAUCAUCCGCAUUUCCCUUCAAAACCAGCAGAACUGUCACCCGAGGGUCACCAGCAGCCCAAGCAGUAAGCUCAUGAUUGGAGAUGUAAUGCUGGAAGAUGCAGCUUCAGGGGCUACAGAGUCUGCAAAAUCUGUAUUUUAGGGGUUUAAAUGGUCUAGGAAGCCAUAAAAGGAAAAUUGGCAUCAAAUUAUGGCCAACAUUUAAUACAUGUACAACUGGAAUAUAUAUUAAUAAAGGCAAAACAG